Molecule: messenger RNA, 525 nt
Organism: Chironomus riparius
Lineage: Eukaryota; Metazoa; Arthropoda; Insecta; Diptera; Chironomidae
Source: the annotation of a GenBank genome assembly
GACGAGUUUCAGUUGAUUUUACCCUAUUUUGAUCAAAGCAAAAUUUUUGUAAUACAAAUAAACUUAAAUUUGCAGUUAAAACGUUAAUUAUAUUGUAUUUAAAGCUUUCACAAACAGAUUAAGAAUUCUCAAUCGCUAUGGUACUGUUGUCUCAAGUCAGAAAUGUCGUUAAAAGACUUCCAAUGAUUCAAUUUCGAGCUCAUCCAAUUCAUAAAGCUGAACCAGUUCAAACAAUAAUAGCAGCACAGCAAACAGUCAAAACAUCAUCUGCAAAAGUUAAAGCUCCAGCAAUAGAAGAUUGGCAGCUUGCAGCACGUUACCGACGACGACCUAUCGAUUCCAAAGAAGUUGAUGCUAUAAAUUCAGGAGGAGCCUAUUAGAAUAUUUAUUUAAAAUGAGUUUGAGUGAGGUCACUAAAGGAACUAAUUGUUUAAUAGCCUUAAACUGACAUAAUCUGUAAAGCAUAAUUAUUUGAACGAACGCAAAAGAAUAAAGAAUUCGAAAUUCAAUCUAAUUAAGAUAUAA